Molecule: messenger RNA, 910 nt
Organism: Bursaphelenchus xylophilus (pine wood nematode)
Lineage: Eukaryota; Metazoa; Nematoda; Chromadorea; Rhabditida; Aphelenchoididae
Source: the annotation of a GenBank genome assembly
AUGGCUGAGAGUAAUUAUGGGACCCCUGGCGCUGAUGCCGCCGUAAAAGCGGCGGAAGACGAAGCGAAAAGUCAGAUCGCGAAGGACAAAAACAAAGGCAAAGAUAAGGACAAGAUAAAGGACGAAGAGAAGCUUUCCAAGCUCAAUGAAACGAUGAGAGACCCCAAUCGUAACUGGAAUUUCAAGUCUUUGUACGCAUGAAUCGUUUGAUUUAGCUCCCAAACGCUCGAUCGACGCCUCCACCUUUGACGAACCCACCAGGUUGAUCCAAUUCGAUCCCGAGAAGAACCUGACCAUGAUCCCGGGCGAAACUCGAAUCAUAUUCGGGACAAAUCUCAAUGACUUUGACGUCAUGGUCAAGGUAUUCCAAAGUUUUAGUAGAUCCAACAUCAUUUAGGUUGAAGCAACGGGCUGUAAAGCAACGGUCACUAGAAAUUCAACCGUACCGCCACAAGAUACCUGCAAUAUUGAGGUUUAUUAUGAAAAGAAAACGGAUCCUCUAAGUACAGAAAAGGCCAGUGUCACCAUCAGAAUGUGCAAGGCAAACGGGACAGACAAAUGUGAGUGGUUUGUAAAGGCAGAUGAGUAUUAUGAAAUCAUGCCCUUCCCUGUUUAUGCAUGACGUCAUAUUGUUUUGAUUAAAUGAGAAAAACAGGAAUAUAUAAUAUUCUUGUUACGCCUUCUUUUUCUAGGUACCCAAGUCAUUACAAUCUUGGGGAAACACGGCUCGGGUCAACUCAGAAAGAAGCCCAUGAAGACCACGAUCGUUCGGAAGGCCAAACUCAAAAGCGAUCUGAAUGCCCGAGAGAAAUCGGGAGUGUUUUUGAUGGCGAAGAAGGGCGUGGAUUACCUUGAAUUCCGUGCUUUUGAGGUUUUCCAUGAGGAUGAGAAGCUGUAUGACGAUCUUUGA